AUGCGCAACGCAGCGGCCGAGACGCUCUUAAGCAGCGUCAGCGCCACCGGCAUGGCACUGACGGAGGACGGCUUUGCGGAGUACAUGGACGAGGCUGACCCGCUUCGCGAGCACCGCAACUCGUACCAUAUUCCCAUGAUGCGUGACGGCACCCAGUUCUCGUACUUUGCUGGGAACGCUCUGGGGCCGCAGCACGUCGGCGUGGAGGCCUCUAUGGCAACCUUCCUAAAGAAGUGGCGCGAGCAGGUCGUUGAGGGGCACUUCAUGCAGCCCACGCCGUGGUUCGAGAUUGACCAGAUGUGCGUCAAGGACAUGGCAGCCAUCGUGGGUGCCAAGGAUACGGAGGUGGCCAUCAUGAACACCCCUACGGUGAACCUGCAUCUUCUCCUGAGCACCUUCUAUCACUCACAGGGCAGCAAGAAGAAGAUUAUGAUAGAACCUCACAGCUUUCUGAGCGACGCCUACUGCCUCCUCUCGCAGCUUGAGACACGCGGGCUGAACCCCGCGGAGGACCUGAUCAAGAUCACGGCGCCGGGCACCAAGGACGGGAACGGCCCCGCCUCCGUGGUCCCGAUGGAGGCGUUCCUCUCCACCAUAGAGAAGCGCGGCGACGAGACAGCCGUGAUCAUCGUGCCAGCUGUACAGCACCUCACAGGGCAGUGGCUCGAUAUCCCCGCCAUCGUGAAGGCCGCGCACGCCAAGAAGAUCCUCGUCGGCGUCGACGGCGCCAACGCCGUGGGCAACGUGCCGCUGCACCUCCAUGACUGGGACGUCGACUUCGCGUUCUGGUGCACGUGCAAGUACCUGAACAGCGGGCCCGGCAGCAUCGGUGGCGUUUUCGUCCACAACAAGCACACGUCCGGCGCCAUCCCGCUCAAUCACCUGAACAGGUGCUGGGGCAACGAAGUCCAGAGUUGCCUCCCGAAGCACCACAGCCUCGAGCCGGCGCCAGGCGCCUCGGAACUGCACAUCAGCACUCCAUCGGCCCCAUGUUACAUGAUUCUGGCGCCGUCACUGAAGCUGAUGGCGUCGGUUGGCAUGGAGGCGAUCCGACAGAAGUCGUUGCUGCUUACAGCCUACCUGGAGCUGCUUGUGAACGAGCUCGUGCCUCCGGGCUGCGUCGAGAUUGUGACACCGGCGGACCCGAACCAGCGCGGCGCCCAGCUCUCACUCCGCAUUCUCCCAAAUAAGCUCAAGUCUGGCCAGGCGGCCACUCCGAGAUACCAGUGCGGCGCCGGCGGGGCUGGAGAGAUGGACGACGCCUCCCUACUGCAACGCCAGCUGCUUGACGAGGGCGUCAUGAUCCACAGAUGUCCCCCAGACGUGGUGCCUGUGGCACCGGCACCCAUGUACAACAGCUUCGCGGAUGUCCUGCGUGCUGUGCGCAUCAUUGCCUCCCUCUUCUAG
This is a messenger RNA of Leishmania mexicana MHOM/GT/2001/U1103, 1407 nucleotides long. RefSeq names its product putative kynureninase. Gene Ontology annotation, biological process: NAD+ biosynthetic process. Lineage: Eukaryota; Euglenozoa; Kinetoplastea; Trypanosomatida; Trypanosomatidae. Gene Ontology annotation, molecular function: kynureninase activity; pyridoxal phosphate binding. Gene Ontology annotation, cellular component: cytoplasm. The record is from RefSeq and is a predicted model, not a curated record. The transcript has a single exon. Bases 1 to 1407 code for a protein of 468 amino acids.